Messenger RNA from Lotus japonicus, 1169 nucleotides. RefSeq names its product WEB family protein At1g75720. The transcript has 2 exons. The record is from RefSeq and is a predicted model, not a curated record. The coding region runs from base 232 to 864 and encodes 210 amino acids. NCBI's taxonomy places the organism in Eukaryota, Viridiplantae, Streptophyta, Magnoliopsida, Fabales, Fabaceae.
UGGACGCGAAGAAACGAAGCUUCCAAUCUUGCUAACAAAUAAUACCAAUUGUCUCCUCUGCCUAAUCCUAUAGUAAUGAACUUAUACUUGUGAGUUAUGACCAAACCAACUCAUUCUUCCCUUUCUCUCACCCUGUCUCUCUCACACCCACUAGCUAGCCUCGUUUGUUGUCUCAAAUUCCAUCCCUUUUAAAGUACACUUUUUUUUCUUUGGAGAGUGAAAAUAGCAAACAUGACCAUGAAAGGUGGUGUCAUGCUGGUGAGGAAGGCAGAGAUAGACACAAGGGCGCCUUUCCGGUCCGUCAAAGAAGCUGUCUCAUUAUUCGGGGAGAAAGUUCUAGCUGGAGAGGUCUAUGCAAGUGCAAACAAGCGCAAACAGCUACAGAAGGGAACAAAUGAAAAUGGGCUAGAGUCUUCAAAAAUUGAAAACGUUGCAAUUGAGCUAGAGGAGACCCGAGAAAAUUUGCAGAGGGCUAAGGAAGAAAGCAUGUUAAUGGCGCAUUGUGUGUCUUCUCUGCAGGAAGAGCUAGAACGCACAAAGCAAGAGCUCGAAGAAAUGAAGCAAAAGGAAACAGAGAAACAACAACACCCUUUGGAACCAGAAAUUAAUGAAGAUCUCAAGUUUGUUGAGAACUUUGAAAUAAAAAAUUCCAGGUUCGAUGAAGAAAACAUGGAGUUCCAGAAGAAAAGGUACGUGACAUUCGCGAAUCCACCAUCUGUGUCUCAUGUGAUGCUGCCACCACAAGGGGUUGAAAAGCUGGAAAGGCACCCUUCACUUAGGAAGAAGAAGAAGAAGUCAUUGAUUCCACUGAUUGGAGGUAUUUUUUCAAGGAAAAAGCGUACUAGCAGCCAAGAAGUUCCAUGAGCCUAUUUGAUUGUGUGCUUUGGGCAUAUAAAUAUGUUAAUUACCAGAAUAAUUUCCUACUUUGUUUUGUUUACAGGUUUGCUUUUUCUUUUUCUACAAAUUGAGUUUCAUGUCCUCUGUAUCAGACCAUGGCAAAUAGUCCAUACAUUUUAUGUGAACUGAGAUGUGACUAGCAGACAAGCGGAGUAUGGAAGCCUAUUGAGUUUGUGUAAUGUAAUAAAGCACCAUAGUUACAAUUUCAAUCUUUUUGUAUACACACUUAAUAAUCGCAAAUAAUCAAUUCCAUUUCAAGAUUUAGAUCAAAA